CAAUCCUAUACGCUGCACAUCUACCAAAAUGCCGUCCAUUCACAACAGAGACAAGCCGUGGGACACGGACGAUAUCGACAAGUGGAAGAUCGAAGAAUUCAAGCCCGAACACAAUGUCGGCGGAAACUUCGCCGAGGAGUCCUCCUUCAUGACUCUCUUCCCCAAAUACCGCGAACAAUACCUGAAGGAAGCAUGGCCCGGUGUUACCCGAUCGCUGGAGAAGAUGGGAAUCGCCUGCACACUCGAUUUGGUGGAGGGAAGCAUGACCGUCAAGACAACCCGCAAGACCUUCGACCCAGCCGCGAUCCUGAAGGCACGCGAUCUGAUCAAGUUGCUCGCCCGAAGUGUCCCCGUUACCCAGGCCUUGAAGAUUCUGCAGGAUGAUGUGGCCUGCGACAUCAUCAAGAUCCGCAACCAGGUGCGGAACAAGGAGCGGUUCGUCAAGCGGCGACAGCGUAUCCUUGGCCCCAACGGUUCCACACUCAAGGCUUUGGAACUCCUCACCGACACAUAUAUUUUGGUUCAGGGUAACACAGUCUCGGUUAUGGGUCCCUUCAAGGGUCUGAAGGAGGUGCGACGAAUCGUCGACGACUGCAUGGCGAACAUCCACCCGAUCUACCACAUCAAGGAGCUCAUGAUCAAGCGCGAGCUGGCCAAGGACCCGACACUAGCGACCGAAUCGUGGGACCGCUUCCUGCCGAACUUCAAGAAGCGUACUCUCUCCAAGCGCCGUGUUCCCUUCAAGGUCACCGACAAGGAGAAGAAGGUGUACACUCCCUUCCCUCCCGCGCCCGAGAAGAGCAAGGUCGAUUUGCAGAUCGAGUCCGGCGAGUACUUCCUCUCGAAGGAGGCCAAGGACCGCGCACACAAGGAGGAGGUUAUCGAGCGCCAGCGCGUCAAGCGCGAGGAGAAGAUGCGCGAGCGGGAGAAGGAUUUCAUUGCGCCCGAGGAGCAGACUCCUGCCGAGCUGGACGAGAAGAAAAAGAAGAAGGAAAAGAAGGAAAAGAAGGAAAAAAAGGAAAAGAGCAAGCGCAAGCGCGAGGCCGAGGCCGAUGGAGAGGAUGCUGCCGAGCGCAAAGAGAAGAAGAAAAAGAAGAAGAGCAAGUCCAAGGAGGUGUCUUCCGACGAGGAGUAAGAUACUCGUCGGUUUUUACGUUGUUUGGAAUUUGGCGCUUCUGGCAGAGCAUGGGUCUGGCGUUCACCUUUACGUUUACUUUUUCUUUCUUUCCCUGUGCCUUCGACAAAGGCCUAUUUACUGUAGAAUGAUCAAUACCAAGCAUUUAUUUUACUUUGCCACAACGGAG
Penicillium subrubescens is the source of this 1304-nucleotide messenger RNA. Its product is annotated as KRR1 small subunit processome component. The coding region runs from base 29 to 1135 and encodes 368 amino acids. The record is from RefSeq and is a predicted model, not a curated record. Gene Ontology annotation, molecular function: RNA binding. Gene Ontology annotation, cellular component: small-subunit processome; nucleolus. NCBI's taxonomy places the organism in Eukaryota, Fungi, Ascomycota, Eurotiomycetes, Eurotiales, Aspergillaceae. The transcript is spliced from 2 exons.